UUUGUCAGCCAUUUCCUCCCUCCACUCAUCCAGCUGGCACCGUCUCCUCCGCGCUGCUCGGGACCUCCGUUCGGCCUCAGCAGCUCCCACCUGGCCGGGCUUCGGCCGCAGCACCGCGGCGUAGCCCCCUGCACACCCCGCUCCGUCUCCGGGCGGACGACAACACAGUAGACAUGGCUCUGAAGAUCGUCAAAGGGAGCAUCGAUCGGAUGUUCGAUAAAAAUCUCCAGGAUUUAGUACGUGGCAUCAGGAAUCACAAGGAGGACGAGGCCAAGUACAUCUCCACAUGCAUCGAUGAGAUCAAACAGGAGCUCAAGCAAGAUAACAUCGCUGUCAAAGCUAAUGCUGUGUGCAAGCUCACCUACCUUCAGAUGCUCGGCUAUGAUGUCAGUUGGGCCGCCUUCAACAUUGUUGAAGUUAUGAGCUCGUCAAAGUUCACAUACAAGAGGAUUGGCUAUUUGGCAGCCUCGCAGUGCUUUCAUGAGAGUACAGAUGUCAUCAUGCUGACAACCAAUCAAAUCCGAAAAGAUCUCAGUAGUCCCAACCAGUAUGACACAGGUGUUGCCCUCACUGGCCUCUCAUGUUUUGUGACUCCUGACUUGGCUCGGGACCUUGCCAAUGACAUCAUGACACUGAUGUCACACACUAAACCAUAUAUAAGGAAGAAAGCUGUGUUGAUCAUGUAUAAGGUGUUUUUGAAGUACCCAGAGUCCCUACGCCCUGCUUUCCCCAGGCUCAAGGAGAAACUUGAGGAUCCAGACCCAGGUGUUCAGUCAGCAGCAGUAAAUGUUAUCUGUGAGCUCGCCAGGAGAAAUCCCAAGAACUAUCUGUCUCUGGCACCACUCUUCUUCAAACUCAUGACCUCUUCCACUAACAACUGGGUUCUCAUCAAGAUCAUCAAGCUGUUUGGUGCGCUCACACCACUUGAGCCGCGGCUGGGAAAGAAGCUUAUUGAACCUCUGACAAACCUAAUCCACAGUACCUCUGCCAUGUCUCUGCUGUAUGAAUGUGUUAACACUGUAAUUGCAGUGUUGAUUUCUUUGUCCACUGGGAUGCCUAACCACAGUGCUAGUAUCCAGCUCUGUGUGCAGAAACUGCGAAUCCUGAUAGAAGACUCGGACCAGAACUGUGAGCCCUCUGUCAAUGCCUGCAUGAAGUACUUAGGCCUGCUGGCCAUGUCGAAGAUCCUGAAGACCCACCCCAAGUCAGUGCAGUCUCACAAGGACCUCAUCCUGCAGUGUCUGGACGACAAAGAUGAAUCUAUUCGUCUCAGAGCUCUGGACCUGCUCUACGGCAUGGUAUCUAAAAAGAACUUGAUGGAGAUUGUAAAAAAGCUGAUGCUACACGUAGACAAAGCCGAGGGAACCACCUACAGAGAUGAGCUGCUUACCAAGAUCAUUGACAUCUGCAGCCAGAGCAACUACCAAUACAUCACCAACUUUGAAUGGUACAUCAGCAUCCUGGUGGAGCUGACAAGAUUAGAGGGCACGCGGCACGGCCACCUCAUUGCCUCUCAGAUGCUUGAUGUGGCUAUCAGGGUCAAAGCAAUCCGGGUCUUUGCUGUUGCCCAGAUGGCUUCUCUGUUAGACAACGCCCACCUACUGACUGGGAACAUGCAGCGAAACGGCAUUUGUGAAGUCUUGUAUGCAUCAGCCUGGAUCUGUGGCGAGUUCUCUGAACACUUGGAGAACCCAAUGCAGACUUUGGAGGCCAUGUUAAGGCCCAAAGUGGCCACCUUGCCAGGCCAUAUCCAGGCUGUGUAUGUCCAGAACGCAGCAAAGCUGUUUGCCACCGUGUUAAAGAGCCAGGAGGGGAACACAGACAGCACGGCUGCACAGGAAACCAGCCAGCUAAUGAUAGACAGGCUACCACUUUUUGUCCAGAGUGCCAACCUCGAGGUGCAGGAGAGGGCAUCUUGUAUACUGCAGCUAGUUAAGUACAUCCAGAAACUGCAGCAAAAGGAUGUAGAAGUAGCAGAAGAAGUCAGUGCUCUGUUUGCUGGAGAACUCAAUCCUGUAGCCCCCAAGGCACAGAAGAAAGUACCUGUCCCUGAAGGCCUGGACCUCGAUGCUUGGAUCAAUGAGCCUCCAUCUGAAAGCGAGUCUGAGGAUGAGCAACCUAAGGCCAUUUUUACAAAGGAGGAGACCAAACAUUCACGUCCCCGUCACACAGAGGUGGAUGAGAAAGAGCUGGCAAGGCGGAGAGAAGCCAGAAAGCAGGAGCAAGCCAACAACCCAUUUUACAUCAAGGCCUCCCCAUCCUCUCAAAAGGUGUAUCAGGAAAGCUCUGGAGUGGAACACAUCCCAGUUGUGCAGAUUGACCUUACUGUGCCUCUCAAAGUCCCAGGUCUGCCUAUGUCUGACCAGUACGUGAAGCUGGAGGAGGAGCGUCGGCAGAAAGAGAGGGCAGAGAAAAAGAAGAAGGAGAAGAAGAAGAGGAAAGAAAAGCGCAGUGGACGAGGGAAGAAACACGACUCUGGUCCCGAGAGUGAAGAGGACAUCACACCUGCGCAUAUGGUCGACAUUGUAACGGAGGAAAUGCCAGAGAAUGCCUUACCCAGUGAUGAUGAUGACAAAGACCCCAAUGAUCCUCACAAAGCCUUGGACAUCGACCUGGACAGUUUGGUGGAAUCAGCUGGGCGCAGGCCGCUUGCAGACAGUGAGAAGCUGCCAGUAAGAUCGCACCGUGCAGUAGAGGCUGCAAAAAGCCCAGUGGAAGAUGGAGAGACAGAAAAUGCUGCCCCACAGGAGCCCAAAAAAAAGAACAGCAAAGAAAAGAGGGAGAAGAAGAAAGAUAAAGACAGAGAGAGAAAGAAGAGCAAAGAUGAGAAAAAGAAGAAAAAACACAAACAUGAAGAGAAGGAGGAGGAUCUUCUUGGGGGUGAGGCUGAUGAGCCUGUGGUCCAAUCAGAAGAAGCAAGUGAGGUGGCAGCCCCACCCACUUCCAGCACUGCUGAGGUUUCGGAUCUGGAUUUCUGGCUCUCAAACGCUCCAGUGCCCUCUAACACCCAGGAAGCAGCAACAGUAGCGGCAGCAGAAGCGGCCCCCACGUCUGGGGCACCGUCUGGCGCAGCGCCAGACUCUGAGCCUGAUGAGCCCAAAGAAACCAGCCUGGAGGAGUCUAAGUCCUCCAAGCACAAGAAGAAGAAGCAGAAAAAGGAGAAAGAAGAGAAGGAUAAGAAGAAGAAAAAGAAGCAUCAUCACCAUCACCACCACAGCGAUGGCGGUGGAGAGGAGUCGGUGCAGAAUGGCACAGUCGAGGAGGAGGAGCCUCUUCCGCCCAUGUCCAAUUACUGUCUGCUGGCUGAGAACUCCUACAUCAAGAUGAUGAUGGAGGAUGCUGAACAGGUGUAUGACAUCCAGGGGAACCUGCAGGAUGGUAGUCAGGUUGUGGUGUCUGUUAUAUUCGAAAACAAGUGUGACAGCUUCCUUAAGUCCAUGGAGUUCAAUGUCCUGGACUCUCUGAACUCCAAGCUGCAGAGGCCAGAAGGUUCAGGUCCACAUGAUGGCCUCACCGUCCCCUUCCAACUUCCUCCUGGAGUGUCCAAUGAGGCGCGGUUUGUCUUCACUGUGCAAAGCAUCAUAAUGUCACAGAAACUGAAGGGAACUCUCACGUUCAUUGUUAAGAAUGAAGACUCCUCCACUCAUGAGAAACUGGACUUCAAACUGCACUUUACCUGCACCUCUUACCUAAUCACUACUCCUUGUUACAGUGAUGCUUUUGCAAAGCUGCUCGAGUCAGGAGACCUGAAGAGCAGCUCCAUCAGACUGGAGGGAGUUAAUAUGCCGUUCCACCACCUGCUGGCCAGGAUCUGCUUCCACCACCACUUCUCUGUUGUGGAGAGGAUCGACUCCUGUGCCUCCAUGUACAGCAGGUCUAUCCAGGGUCAUCAUGUCUGUCUGCUGGUCAAAACUUCUGGUCAGACAGUUUCCAUUGACGCUAAAUGUGACGAACAGACGCUGCUUGGGAAUGUGCUGGAUGAGAUCAAGCAGACCUUUUCUCAGUGCUGAUUGUGUCCACCAGCCCCAGGGAGCCCCCGACCGCUCCAUGCUGCCCACUCCCUCACCGAAACACAACAUAAUCCUGCUACAAAACACUGCAGCUGCCACUUCCAGCGUUGUCCUAUUUAUUAGCCCGCCGACUCACAAGGUUUCUUUUCCCUUUCUUCUGUUUUAGUGCCCCAUACUUUCUUCUCUGAACUCUGAAGUCACUCCGUCAUACUUUAUUGUUGUUUUACAGACUCACUGUGUACAUGCUGCAUCUUCUUUGCAAUGCACUUUUCCUUUUUACUCUGGGGUUUUCAAACAGCUGCCCUGUCCCUCCCUGACUCUGCGCAGAGAUCCUGUUUCAGGAUGCAUCACGUCCUCUGCUCUUUCCUGCAUUACCUUUCCACCCUCUACUCUGGCUGUUGAGUCUCUGAUAGUUGACAGUCAUGUAAUGUUAUGUUCAUAGCUGGACUUUUGCUGUUGAUGGUUGAAUUGUAUUUUUACUGUUUGAAGUUUUACGUUUUUGUCAUUAGUUUGUUUUUGUUUGACGUUUUGUUGGUUCUUCUUUUUCUUUGGCUGAAGCCUGUCUGCGCCUUUGUCUCCGUCCUUUCCUUUCACUCACUAAACCUCAAUCCUGCUUGUUCGCAUAGGCCUAGCAAAACAACAUGACUGAAUAUUUUCCAGACUGGUUCUAGCAGCAAAAGAGCACUCUAACCUGAUCACCCACCACUGACCUGAUGGCUGGAGAAGACCAGACACUUCGCAGCUGCAUUGACAGUAAAACAGAGAUAAAACCAGAGCUAAAUACAAUAAAAUACAGGAGUUGUAAACUUGUAAAAGGCUUUUGGGAUCAGAGCGGAGUCAGUGUAUGACACUGCUGGUGACGUCUGCAGUGGUUUGGUGAUUUUUGCUCUGUGCCUUAGCCCCUGUUGUCUGACCUACUCCAGCACUUGAGGAUUAUUUUAGAGCCCCACCUCUCUCCUCAGUAUAUCUGUUGAUCUAGCUGUGCUGAUCCCCGUCACAUUGAACGUUAAAUCUCUCUCUACAAAUGUUAAAAAUGUUGAGGAAAAAAAAUUGUUGAAGUGGACUGUCAUUUUUGGAUGGUUUUCUGUCAACUCAAAAACAUCUCUGUUCUCUUCAUAUUCAACUUUGAUUAUUUAGUUAGAUAUCAGCAGAUGUCAUUAUUGCAACCCAAACAAAGGAAAUGGUUAUUUCUGGGAAGCAAAUGUUGUAAAGGAGACUCUGUUCUGUCUCUUCUUUGUUUACACAUAAACAAAACAAUCUAGCAAUGAAAUGCCCGUGCUGCACUUGCUGUGUCAAGUUGAAGCACCAUGGAAUUACAUUGUCAGUUUCAUCUAUUAACAGCUACUGCUGAGGAUUUCUAUGAAUCAGUAUUAAGUCAAUAUGGGUUUCAAUUUGAGGAAGCAUUUACUCAGUCUUCAUGUGAAUUAUUUGCACCUGUGCCAGUGGGAUAUUUUCACGUCCGUAGCUCCAUCAGUGCUGGCUUACGUCCAGAUAAAUCCAUGGUGUUUCUUUGCCCUUCUGGAACAGUCUCGCUACCUUUUAUGUGCUUUAACACAUCAUGAGAAGCAUGAUUUUGUUUUUUUUCUUCCCUUCCUAAGAAUCAGCCUCCUCUUAGAAGCUUCUAUGGGGUAGUUGAUGUUUUAAUUUGUGUAAUUCAUAAUUUAGGUCACUAUCCGAUCCAACUAACCUGGUAGUAGCAAGAUUAAAACUGACUCAGUAGCGUCUGUUUAUAUUUAUAUAAAUAUAUAUAUACUGCUAAGGCCCCUUCACAUCUGUCUGCUAUUGUAGAUAACUGUUAUAAUUGUUUGUGACCAGAAGUUCAGGUUAGCCAUUCCACUAGUUAUUCAGUCCAGUAGUAAAGUCUGAAUACGGAGGUGAUCAUUUGUUUUUUUGUUUUUUUCUGGAAUGUUAAUAGAAGAUAUGUAUGUAUUCCUUGUUCCCAAAAAUGACUGACAACCGUCAAUCCCAAAAAUGACUUGCCUAAUCAUGCAUUGUCCUUUUUCUGAGCAUUCUGUGCAUAAUAGAUUAAAAUGUUUAUAUUGCAUGAGUAGGAAUGUACACCUUUAUUUCCCUGUUUGUUUUAUGAACAUGCUUACAUACAUGGAAACAAGACAUUCCAAAUGGUCCUCUUUUCCUCUUGAGAUUUCUUUUUUUUUAAUUAAAUGAAGUUUACUUGACCAUUCUCCUUUUUUUUGAUGGUAUUGUUUUCAUCUGUUCAGUUAAAAGAAAUAUCAUUGAAUGUUUUUAAUUAUUAAGCAUGGGGGGGAGGAAGGGGCUUCUGUUUGAUGUUAUGACUUUGAGGGUGUGAGGCUCAGAAAAUGUUUAAAAGGACAGGUCACAUGAAGCAGUGUACUGAGAAACAACCCACUCUGUCUUAAUUCUUUUAGUUCAGUUGUAGUGAGUUAUUUUACCAAGUUUGGCUUGUGACAUUGAAAUAUAUUCUCAAAAUGACAGAUCUUGGUCAUGUCUUUUUUUUCUCCAUAUUCACUUGUCAAGCUUACAAUGUACAAUGUCGUAAUUUAAAGGGGUUUAAAUAAAUUAUGUACACCCCCUUUAAAUAACGUUCACCCAAACUGAAAAUAAAAACUGUAAGAAGCUG
This is a messenger RNA of Cololabis saira (Pacific saury), 6609 nucleotides long. RefSeq names its product adaptor related protein complex 3 subunit delta 1 (gene ap3d1). Gene Ontology annotation, cellular component: AP-3 adaptor complex; endosome membrane; terminal bouton. Bases 174 to 4010 code for a protein of 1278 amino acids. The record is from RefSeq and is a predicted model, not a curated record. The transcript is spliced from 35 exons. Lineage: Eukaryota; Metazoa; Chordata; Actinopteri; Beloniformes; Belonidae. Gene Ontology annotation, biological process: synaptic vesicle budding from endosome; synaptic vesicle membrane organization; Golgi to vacuole transport.